Messenger RNA from Cannabis sativa, 1627 nucleotides. RefSeq lists its product as uncharacterized. The transcript has 6 exons. The record is from RefSeq and is a predicted model, not a curated record. Gene Ontology annotation, cellular component: nucleus; cytoplasm. Bases 444 to 866 code for a protein of 140 amino acids. NCBI's taxonomy places the organism in Eukaryota, Viridiplantae, Streptophyta, Magnoliopsida, Rosales, Cannabaceae.
AAAUAAAAAUCAUAACUUUAAAUAGAGAAAGAGAAAUUGAAAGAGAAAGCCUUUGCAUUUUGCAAUGAGACAAAACUCUCCUCUCCAAUCUACAGGCACGCAAGCAAGGAAGAAGACACGUUACAACAUUUCUCCCUCCACACAAAAACCCCAAACCUUAAUUCCCUUCCUCUUCUAUUUUCCACAAUUUUAACAACAACAAAAAACUAUAAAGGUUGUACCUUUCGACUUGGGUUUACGCCAAAAACAACAAACAACCCUCCUUAUAGAUAACAAAACCAACAUUGACAAACCACUUCUUUUCUGGGUUUUUUGUUUUUCACAAUUUUGAUUUUUGGGGUUUAUUAGUUAGUUUCAUUUUAUCCAUCGAAUGAAGUGUGUUGAUUUAUCUCUUUACAAUAAUAAUAAUUAUAAUAAUACAAGUUCAGGUUCAGCUAUAUCUGAUGGAGGAAGACACUGCUAAUAGUAAUACUUCUUCUACUACUUCCACUACUACAAACAAGGAUUACUACAAAGUGUUGGAGGUUGAUUAUGAUGCAACUGAUGAGACAAUCAGAAUGAGUUACAGAAGGCUUGCUUUGAAAUGGCAUCCUGAUAAGCACAAGAAUGACAGUGCUAUUACAGCAAAGUUUCAAGAGAUUAAUGAAGCUUACAGUGUGUUAAGUGAUCCAGCCAAGCGAUUGGAGUAUGAUUAUACUGGAAUUUAUGAGAUUGAUAAGUAUACUCUUAGGGAAUAUCUUGCAAGAUUCAAAGGAAUGAUACUUACAUGCAAUGGCCUUGGUAUUAGUCAAACAUCACUAUGGACACAGCAAUUAAAGGAAGAAGAAGGUAUUGAGAAGAAUGUGGAUAAUAUAUAUAAACCAUAAAUAAACCUCUCUUUCUUAUUUUCAUACCAUAAACAUAAGAAUCAGAAAUGACAGUACAACUCUUUUCAUAAUCAUAUUAUUCUUAUCUAAUCAAAUCCCAAUUCUUCUUCUUCUUCUUCUUCUUCUGUUCUAACCCUAAAAACAAAAUAAAAAAAAAAAACCAUUACUGAGAUUCUAAAAAAGAACGAAUAUGAUCCAUAAAGGUUCGAUCUUGAGGCCUAUCUUUCCGUUUGACAUACCCACGAGCCACCUCCUCUGUAUACCCAACCAACCCUUGUCGUCCAUUCUUGUUCCAAAGCUUACCGGCGUAGCUAGAAUGAGCGAAAUAAGCCUCACCGGCGGUGAGAACAACACCAUCAUCAUCUUGAUGAUCCAACGGUGAUAAUUGAAUUGGGAGUCUUUGGUAAUGAGAACGAGUGAUGCCCUCGAGUUCAUCUAAUCGAGAUAAGCCGGAGGAUGAAACUGCGUACAAUUCUCCGAUGACUUUUUGACCGGAGCCGGGAAGGUUGAUGAGAAAAGGAACUCUGUAUGGACCGCAAACAAGAGGGUAAUUGAGAUGGGUUUUGUAGUUUCCGAUGAAGAGAGCGUCUCCUGUUGUGAUUAGAUCUUGUAAGAGGACAUGGUUGGAGAAUCCUUGCUUCAAUGUUCCGUAGGUGAAGAUCAAUUUCACCAUUUUCUCUUUCUCUGAAACCAUUUUCUUCUCUGUCACCAUUUUUGGGUCUCUCUGUAAAAAUAUAAAAAUCGAAGCUUUUUUCUUUCUU